GAAACGGUUAGGGUGUGGAAGUGAUGCGGCUGGGGGGUAUAUAUGAGAGCGGUUGAAUCAGAUUUGCGGUCAGGGCGUAAAAGGAAAGAGACGAAGCCGUACAAAGAGGGCUCUCUUGCACCAUCUCCCUUCUAUCCGAUUCUCCCACUCUCUCGAAGAUGGAGAAGUAUGACCGUGUGGUGAAGAAGAAGGAGGAGAGGACGAUUGAUGCGAACGAGAUUCGUAUCACUAGCAUGGGCAGGGCACGGAACUACAUCACCUAUGCCAUGACUCUUCUCCAGGAAAAAGGGUCGACUGAAGUUGUGUUUAAGGCAAUGGGAAGAGCUAUUAACAAGACUGUGAACAUUGUGGAGCUGGUUAAGAGAAGGAUCCCUGGUCUUCAUCAGAACACAUCUAUUGGAUCCACCGACAUAACAGACACAUGGGAACCUAAAGAGGAAGGCCUUCUACCUAUUGAGACCACGAGGCAUGUGUCCAUGAUAACCAUUGUCCUAUCCACGAAAGAGCUUAAUACAUCCGCUAUUGGAUACCAAAGCCCGAUUCCUAUUGAGAUGGUGAAGCCAUUAGGCGAUAUCGACUAUGAAGGAGAGGGUUCACCUGGUGGCAGAGGAAGGGGAAGGGGAAGAGGAAGAGGGAGGAGACGAGGUGGCAGAGGAAAUGCAUAUGCGAACGAUGAGUAUGAAGAUGAAGGACUGGAACGUAACCAGUACGAUGGUAGAGGAAGAGGGCGUGGCAGAGGACGCAGCGGUCGAGGAAGAGGAGGAUACAGUGGUCCUCCAAAUGAGUAUGAUGCACCACAAGAUAGAGGUUACGGUUAUGAUGCUCCUCAUGAACACCGUGGAUAUGAUGAUCAUGGUGGUUAUGAUGUUCCUCAUCAGGGUCGUGGUGGUUACAAUGGUCGUCAUCAGGGUCGCGGUGGUUACAAUGGUCGUCAGGGCCGUGGUGGUUACGAUGGUCCUCGUCAGGACCGCGGUGGUUACAGUGGUCGUCAGGGUCGCGGUGGUUACGAUGGUCCUCAUCAGGGCCGCGGUGGUUACGAUGGUCCCCAUCAGGGUCGCGGUGGUUACGAUGGGCCCCAUCAGGGUCGCGGUGGUUACGAUGGUCCUCAUCAGGGCCGUGGUGGUUAUGAUGGUCCUCAGGGUAGUGGUGAUUACGAUGCUCCUCCUCAGGGCCGUGGGCGUGGAGGUGGAAGGGGAGGUCGUGGAAGAGGAAGAGGUGGCCGUGGUGUUGGUGGUGGAUUCAACAACAGAUCAGAUGGACCAGCAAACCAGGCAGUCGCUUGAGACGACAUGUGAGUGAGGUUUCUGUUACACAAACAUUAAAAGAAAAAAAGCCAAGUCGUUGGAUGUUUAUUUUUUCUAUCUCCUUGCUCUCUCUCUAUAUGUUUGUUUAUGUCCAUCAAGACGACAUGCUUGCCUAGUUGCCUCAAGUGUAUCCUCUUUCUUUUUAUCAAUUGAAUCCUAGUUUUUAGUUU
Messenger RNA from Raphanus sativus (radish), 1474 nucleotides. RefSeq lists its product as uncharacterized. The coding region runs from base 159 to 1283 and encodes 374 amino acids. The transcript has 9 exons. NCBI's taxonomy places the organism in Eukaryota, Viridiplantae, Streptophyta, Magnoliopsida, Brassicales, Brassicaceae. Gene Ontology annotation, molecular function: RNA binding. The record is from RefSeq and is a predicted model, not a curated record.